Gambusia affinis (western mosquitofish) is the source of this 3100-nucleotide messenger RNA. It is a transcript of the gene pex11b, whose product is annotated as peroxisomal biogenesis factor 11 beta. The record is from RefSeq and is a predicted model, not a curated record. Gene Ontology annotation, biological process: regulation of peroxisome size; peroxisome fission. Gene Ontology annotation, cellular component: peroxisomal membrane. Lineage: Eukaryota; Metazoa; Chordata; Actinopteri; Cyprinodontiformes; Poeciliidae. Bases 184 to 975 code for a protein of 263 amino acids. The transcript is spliced from 4 exons.
CCGGAAAUUCAGAAAACGUUUCAACGAAGUGUUUUCAGCGUGCAGACUUCAUAGAGGAGGUUCUAAGCCUGCCAUUACUGGAUCAGGACUAAAAGGACAAGGCAGCACAGCCUGCCAGCAUUAACUGCUCCAUAGGUUUACAGCCAGCCAAGUAGUCCUAGGCUCGGAACACCGUCAUCCAAGAUGGACUCCUGGGUUCGGUUCAAUGCCCAGAGUCAGGCCAAGGAGAGAGUUUUGAGGGCUGCACAGUAUGCUUGCAUGUUGUUGGGCUACACUCUGCACAAAAGCAGUGUAGCCACUGAACUCCAAAGAACGAUCAGUGAACUGGAAGCACAUAUGAGCCUGACAAGAAAGUUGCUGCGUCUGGGGAACUCAGUGGAGGCUCUGCAGGCGGCCAAGAUGACCAUCCAUCUUUCUGACAGUGUUCUGAGGCUGUGCCUUACCAUUGGUCACCUGAACAGAGCCAUGUACUUUGCUUGUGACAAUGUUCUGUGGGCAGGAAAAAUUGGCAUAAUUUCCAAACUUGAUCAACAGAAAUGGAAUCAUAGAUCUUUCAGGUACUACCUAUUUGCUCUGAUUCUCAAUGUCACUCGAGAUGUAUAUGAACUCUGCCUGCUCCUGGACUGCGAGGAUUGUUACAGAAGUACCAAAUCACCAUUGUCUACUAGCCCCAGCAGUGCCAUCCCUGCUGACCAACUUUCUUCAUCAUCAUCAUCUUCUUCCAUUCCAGUCACUGCAACUCCUGCUGUCAUGUGGGUCUGGCUCCGCAAACGCAUCCAUCAAGUAGGAACUGUCCUGUACAACAACCCACCACUCCUGUUGGACCUGCUGAAGAAUGGCUGUGAUAUUUUUAUUCCACUGGACAAGCUGGGGAUUUAUCAAACAGGCCCAGGCUUUGUUGGGACUUGUGGGUUGCUCUCAUCAGUCCUCUCUAUUGUCACCAUGCUCCACCCAUGGCUAAAACUCAAGCCAUGAACCCAGAUAAACCACACACACUGGGUCAUCACAACAAAUUCUGUGAAAGAAAGGGUGUCCUGCCAUCACUGUUCCAUGUUAUGGUUCCAUCCAACAACAGGUGGUUUAUCAUUCCAAAAAAACAUAUCCUUGCUCCACCUGGGGCCAAAUAUAUUAAAAAAGACACCAACAAAUGCAUGUCACUAAAACUGUGCACACACAGCAGAAAUGUUUGACACUUUAAAUGUUCAUUUUUUAUUGGUCCAUUGGUUUAUUCAUUUUAUUGCAAAAUAUAAAUUUUUACAAUAACUCAUAUCAGAAAGAUAGUUAAAUAGUUUCCAAACAUACAUAAAUCACAUAGCUACGGAAGAGGACUAGGGCCACCAGAAAAAAAAAUUCUGAGAAUAAAGUCAGAAAGUCAGAAUUCUUUUUUUUUUCGGUGGCCCUAAUCCUCUUCCGUAGAUAGCAGCACCUAUACACAGGAGUUUGUUUUUCUGCCUACAGACCAGUAGACAGUAAUUAAUAAUUAAUUAAUAAUCUCACUGGACAAUGUGACUUUCUCUUUAAAAUGUGCUGAGAAAGGUGGGUGGCUUUGUUGGAAAUUUAGUUUAGCAUCUGAUCCCUGUUGUUGCAGUUUAAAUUUCAGUUUUUCAAAUAAUUAUCAGGUACUAAUAUCUAAGAAAUAUUAUGUUAUUUCACACUGGGUUGAUACACCAUGACUUUUAACUGAUCAAAGUGCAACUAAAGCAUGUUAACAAGAUGCAUUGUCUAUUAUUUCUCUGCCAUGUGUUUUUUCUCAGAUGAAAAACCACUAUGAUAACGUGUUAUGUUAUCAUAUAAAGUACCCACCCUCCCCUUAUGUUUUUUCCAGGGGUUAGUUUGUCAAUAAGGGGAAAAAGAAUUGGGACUAAAAUUUGUUCAGAAAAAAGUAAAAGAUUGCAAACUUAUGUCCUGAUGUUGGACUCAGGGGAUUCAACUUGAUGACCUCAGUAAGUACUUAACUUUACUGUGAUUUCAAAUUACAGGUUUUAAUUUGUUCAGACAAUGUUGAAUCUUUCGUUUUUAUUUAGUGUUAGACAUGAGCCAUCUUGGUUAGAAAAUUUCUCACCAGGACACAGACUAUAUGUGUCAGCCAAGGAAACAAAGACACGGCUCCAGAAGAAACAUAUCAAGGUCAUGGAAUGGCUCCUGGCUAGUCUCCUGACCUCAAUCCAAUUGAAAAUCUGUGAAGAGAGCUGAAGCUUCGUGUUUACAAACGCAUGCCUAAAAAUCUUAAGAAUUUGGUGAUGGGCCAAAAUUACUCCUGAAGUGUGUGCACACCUUAUGAAAAACCCCAACAAAAACUACUGACUGCUGUGCUUUCCAACAAGGGUUUUGCCAACAAAUAUUAAAUGAUGUUUCACCUGGGGAUCAAAUACUUAAUUCCUUCAAUAGAAUUCAAAUUAUAUAUUUUUUCUAAUUUUUGGUAAUUUUCUGUUUUUCUUUUGAUAUUCUGUGUCACUGUUAAAAUAAAGCUGGCAUAAAAUUCUGAUUAUAUAUGUAUGUAAAAAUGUUUCAUUUUUUGUGUAAUUUUUUUUUUUAAGUCAGUGGGGGAUCAAAUACUUAUUUCCUCCACUGUAAAUAAACAUACAAAAACUUGUGCCUGAAGUGGUAUUUCUAACCGAUGAAUCCUAAGUUUCUCUUAACUUAAUAUAUGUAACUGGAGCACAAGACAAUGUUACAUUUCUGACAAUGGAAGGUUGACAAUUUGGACAGGAUCAGCACCCAGAGAGAAGAAGAGGGAGGUUGUUGGGGAGGAGUAAACAGGCAAAACAGGAAGAGGCAGAGGAGGAGAUGCCAAUGUCCAUCACCAUCAUGUGGUAGUUUGUAAUGUAAAGGUUUGUGUCUCAAAACAGAAUGCCGGUGGAGUUCCUAUCACCUUACUCUUCAUUCCUCAACCCCAUGAGAAAAAUUUUCGAUUUUUUUUCUCAGCAUGUGGAAAUGGAAAUAUGGAGAUGUAAUGCAGUUCCUACAAUACUUACAUGUACCAUUUUCCUUAAGGAGAUCUUAUGUUCUCAUUUUUACUUUUUUGUGCUCUUUUUUUCCCUUCUAUCAAUGACAUGAUCUGUCAAAUUGCUGAACAAAUUAAAAGUGAAUGUGAAUCUUG